CAUAUUUCUUAUGCACCAUGUACGACCUUCACCCGUAAGGAAAUUCUGCUGAAACCUAAAAUGUUUGACAAAACUCUACUUUUAGUUGGAAGUUUAUCUAGUAUAUUUGCAGCUACUAUUUAUAUAGUUUGGGGCCCAUCAAACAAAACAAAUAAGAAAGGUCUCUGCAGAGGCUUAGAAAACCUUGGUAACACAUGUUUCAUGAAUGUUGUUGUACAAGCCUGGGCAGCCACACCAUCUGUUGUAUCCUGGUUGAAUGAAUUUGUCUUGAAGAAUACAGGAAAUGCUCAUAGACAGUGCUUAGCAAGGCCAUUACUGCGGACACUAAACGUAUUGAACAAUAAAGAAGAAGACUGUGGUGAUGUGCACUCUCCGGCAGAUAUCAUAGGGGCUCUUAGGUCAAGGAGAUGGGUUAUAUCCCAUGACCAACAGGAUGCACAUGAAUUGUUUAAUGUUUUUACUUCAACACUUGAUGAGGAGAGCACAAAGUUCCCAAGGAUAUUGCCUCUGUUUGACCUUCCUGCACUAGAGAGUUCCAGCUUGAGGUACCAGCCGUCGAACAUAGCAUUAACAAAGACAAAAGGUCUGUUACCAGUGUUGCCAUGCCGUGAGUUGGACAAUCCAUUUCGUAUGUUGUUUGCCAGCCAGCUAGAAUGUGUUGACUGUAAAUACCGGCACCCAGUGAGAUAUGAUCUCAGUGACAGUCUCUCACUCAGUUUUCCUAAAACUGCUUGGAGUGCUAUUAAGUUAGAAGUUUUAUUACAACGUUUCAUCACAUCAGAAAUAGUGCAAGAUGUGGAUUGUCCAGGAUGUAAAAAGAUGCAGGUACAGAAGUUGAGAAACAUGGAACAGGAAGGAAGUUGGGGUAGUGUGCCUAUGAUUGACGAGAACCCCAAAUCCUCUUGCCUUAAAAGACUCACUAUUGGAAAGUUGCCCCAGUGUUUAUGUUUACAUAUGCAACGGACCCAGUGGUUGGACAGUGGUAUCCCACUCAAAAAAUACGAACAUGUGAUAUUUCCUGAAGUCUUGCAUAUGGAUGAUUAUGUCUACACCAAGUGUGAAAAAUCAGGCAGAAAUGGUCUACUUGGUGGAAAAGCUUUGUUUGGGAAUACUGUUAUACCAUUGCCAUCUCAGCCACCAGUGUUGUCACCUACGUCUGGUCAUAUAACUCUUUUACGUGCUUUGAAUUAUGAUUCACGUAUCUCAGCACAUGGUCUGUUUCUCCAACCUUCUUCCCCAGCAUCUAGUCAGAACGCUUCAAGUCAACAUGGCAGUGUUCAGUCGGACAUUAAUCACAACAGUCCAAAAUCACAAGAUUACACUUACAAAUUGACAGCUGUUAUAACCCACCUUGGUGAUGUGUUUUCUGGACAUUUUGUAACUUACAGAAGAAGCCCAGCAACAAAAUCUGGAAACAAAUACAGCUGUAAAUGGCUUUGUACAUCAGAUCAUGCAGUAAAGGAAGUGACACUUGAUGAAGUUUUAUCAACAGAGGCAUACAUGUUGUUUUAUGAAAGACUUUGAUGUUUUUGUACUGUGGAACCUAUUCCAGCAUAAAACUUUUCCUUGUAUAAUGUAGGUGUGUUUUUCAGUGGGGAGUGCGGUGAAUCUGUCAGUCAGUCAGUCUGGAUUUAUGGUCCUUUACGUAAUGAAGAAUAUACAUAAAGUGCUUAAAAGUUUGUGUUGCAUAUAUCUUGAAAAAAUAUUACACCUAGAGUCAUGCAACCAUGCAGGAAUAUUAUCCAGAAUGUAAAUUUUUGCAUUGUUGCUGUCUGUACGUCCGUAUGUUCCAAAAUCUUGUGUGUCCAAUUCCUUCCACACUAUUAGCUGAAUUUGCUUCAAACUUUUACAGAUGAAAAAGCUAGAUGUACAAAUGACCAUAAAGGAAGACAUUUUUUCUGUUACCAUUUUUAAUUGGCUAAUCGGGGUUAUAGGAAUGGUUUCCGUCAGUCCGUCCAUCCAUUGUGUCUGCUCCAUAUAACUUAAACCCCUUGAAGGAUUUUCAUGAAAAAUGUUCACCUCAUCAAGACGAUGUGCAGAACUUCUGAGUCAGUCAUGUCGACUCAAGGUCAAGGCCACAACUCCAAGUCAAAGGUCUUCCAUUUUGUAUCCUCUCUCUGUAUCUCCUAAACCUCUUGAAGGAUUUUCAUGAAACUUGGGUCACAUGAUCAUCUCAUCAAGACGAUGUGCAGAACUCAUGUGACAGCCAUGUUGGCUCAAGGACAAGGUCACAACUCCAGAUCAAAGGUUUGAUCCUUCCAUUUUGUGUCCAUUCUGUAUCUCCUAAACUUUUUUGAAGGAUUUUAAUAUGACUUGGCUGUAAUAUUCCCCUAAUCAACACGAUCAGACCUGUUUACACCUUAUGGAUUGUCCGUAUUUACUACAAUUUUGCCGCAGAAACUACGCACUAUGGAUUUAUAGUGAAAUUCCUAUGGAAAUCAGUCAUUUGCAGUAAAAAGUUUUUUGUUGUUGACUCCUUUCCUUUAUUUGGAACACAUUCCAUUCUUUAGUUUAUCUGUGUUACAUAAACAUUCAUUCUUACUGUAGUAUUCAAGCGUCGACAUCACUGUUGCAAAGAAUGGUUUCUCCGUUGAUGAAAACACUGCAUAACAGCAGGUAAUGACGAAUACUUACAAAUAUUUUGCGUAGUUUCAAUAACCUUUUUAUACUCCUAGAGAGAGCGUGUUAUGGGCUCACCAGCAGCGGGUGGACGACUUCUGCUCCCUAACUUGAGCAAUUCUUAUCCGAUCCUUUUAAUACUUGGCUAUAAUAACAUAAAAACGGUGUAUUUUGUGACAGUUGGCGCUCUUGUUUGGUCUGAUGAUGUCCAGCUCAGAAACUCAAUUGUCAGUGCUGAAUAUGGAAAGUUUCUUGUUUACAAGAAGUGGGUGGGGUACGGCAACAUUGCAUUCAGAUACAACAUGGCAUACAGAUACUUGACUUUUGGGGUUUUUAUCAAUAUAAAAUUUCAAGUCACUGUGCCUUGAGCAAAUUAGUCAAAAAUGUGCAUAGAAAUAACAAAUAAGACUUCGUCAGUAUUCACCUUAAACUUUGAUCUAAAUGGUUAACAGAUACCAACAUUCAACUUCACCCCAUUGGUUACAUUUUCUUUUGAAGCGUAAAUAACCAAGGAAAACCAAAUAAAUCACAAGGAUUCGAAUUUGUAGAAAAAAGAUUAACGAUUAAACAAAAUAUUGUUAAAUUAUGUUGUGAAAAAAAAAAAAACUAUUUUUAGAGUGAUAAUUAACCCUUAGGGUAUUUAUGUUUUCGACACUUUUGGUAGCCGUUAUGAGAUACAAGGGACGUUUUCACAAACAGUUUCUUUUACGUAAUAUCGGUUAAUUGAUUAUUAAACGAUCAGGUCCAUGCUGAUUAUCAUUACAUCUCCUUAAAUAACAAAAUAAACAGGUGUAUAUCAUUAUUUGUAUUUUUUUCUGCUGAAUUUCAAAUAUAAUUCAUUCAAUUUCAAGGGUAAGAUUCACAUAUUAAUCUGUUAUCAACAGGUUAUUAUACAAUAAACUAAUCGGCAUGGAACAGUGUAUUCAUUUGGAGCUCCUCAGUUAUUUAGGUUUUGAAAGAAACGGUAAACAAUCGGGUGAACUUUGGUAUCUGUAAAGCACUUAGGUACAUGUUUUAAGUGAACACAGGUUAAGUCUUUCAUUUUCAACAGAAUUUAAGAUGUAAAUAAACCUAAAUCUCUAGAAAAAGGAGGUCCGUACCCCUAGAAAACCCCUAACAGGCUUGUCUAUAGGUACAGAUCCGUACCCCCUAGACACUUCCUAUAUUUUUAUUAUUAUCAAUGUUUUGUUGUUUAAUCAAUCUUUGUUGUGUAAAACACUGGUCGACUGUAAGUUACUACUGACAGAUACCAAAAACUACUGAUGAUAAAACUUUGUCAGACUACUGACAGGCCAGCAUUUUUAGCUCACCUGUCACAAAGUGACAAGGUGAGCUUUUGUGAUCGUGUGGCGUCCGUCGUCCAUCCGUGCGUCCGUCCGUCCGUGCGUGCGUAAACUUUUGCUUGUGACCACUCUAGAGGUCACAUUUUUCAUGGAAUCUUUAUGAAAGUUGGUCAGAAUGUUCAUCUUGAUGAUAUCUAGGUCAAGUUCGAAACUGGGUCAUAUGCAGUCAAAAACUAGGUCAGUAGGUCUAAAAAUAGAAAAACCUUGUGACCUCUCUAGAGGCCAUAUUUUACAUGAGAUCUUAAAGAAAAUUGGUCAGAAUGUUUACCUUGAUGAUAUCUAGGUCAAGUUCGAAACUGGGUCACAUGGGGUCAAAAACUAGGUCAGUAGAUCUAAAAAUAGAAAAACCUUGUGACCUCUCUAGAGGCCAUAUUUCUCAAUGGAUCUUCAUGAAAAUUGGUGAGAAUGUUCACCUUGAUGAUAUCUAGAUCAAGUUCGAAAGUGGGUCAAAUGAGGUCAAAAACUAGGUCAGUAGGUCUAAAAAUAGAAAAACCUUGUGACCUCUCUAGAGGCCAUAUUUCUCAAUGGAUCUUCAUGAAAAUUGGUCAGAAUGUUCACCUUGAUGAUAUCUAGGUUAAGUUUGAAACUGGGUCACGUGCAGUCAAAAACUAGGUCAGUAGGUCUGAAAAUAGAAAAACUUUGUGACCUCUCUAGAGGCCAUAUUUUUCAUGGGAUCUUUAUAAAAAUUGGUGAGAAUGUUCACCUUGAUGACAUCUAGGUCUAGAUCGAAACUGGGUCACGUGCGGUCAAUAACUAGGUCAGUAGAUCUAAAAAAAGAAAAACCUUGUGACCUCUCUAGAGGCCAUAUUUUUCAAGAGAUCUUCAUGAAAAUUGAUCAGAAUGUUCAUCUUGAUGAUAUCUAGGUCAGGUUCGAAACUGGGUCAGGUGCGGUUAAAAACUAGGUCAGUAGGUCUAAAAAUAGAAAAACCUUGUGACGUCUCUAGAGGCCAUAUUUCUCAAUGGAUCUUCAUGAACAUUGGUGAGAGUGUUCAGCUUGAUGACAUCUAGGUCAAGUUCGUAACUGGGUCAUGUGCGGUCAAAAACUAUGUCAGUAGGUCGAAAAAUAGAAAAACCUUGUGACCUCUCUAGAGGCCAUAUUUUUCAUGAGAUAUUUCAUGAAAAUUGGUGAGAAUGUUUAUCUUGAUGAUAACUAGGUCAAGUUCAAAAGUAGGUCACGUGCCUUCAAAAACUAGGUCAUUAGGUCAAAUAAUAGAAAAACCUUGUGACCUCUUUAGAGGUCAUAUUUUUCAAUGAAUCUUCAUGAAAAUUGGUCAGAAUUUUUUAUCUUGAUGGUAUCUAGGUCACAUGUGCUCAAAAACUAGGUCACUAUGUCAAAUAAUAGAAAUAACGAUGUCAUACUAAGUUCAACACUGGGUCAUGUGGGGAUAGGUGAGCGAUUCAGGACCAUCAUGGUCUUCUUGUUUAUUUUCUGGUUUACGGGAGAUUUUUAAAAAAAAUUGGGGGUGGGGGACAAAUAAAAACCAUAAUUUUGAGCAGUCGACCAAAUAAUUAAAAAUGAAACGUCCAAAAGGAAGGAAUACACAUUUUGUAUAAUUUGUAUUAGAUAAUAUCUCAGUAUAUUGUUGUUUUCUUUAUGUGUAGCUUGUAUGUAUGAUGCCAUUUUUGUUUAAUAAAAGAGACUCAGCAUGUCAGGUGUAGACUUACAAAGUCACAAAUGCUAUGUAUAA
Messenger RNA from Mercenaria mercenaria, 5650 nucleotides. Its product is annotated as ubiquitin carboxyl-terminal hydrolase 30-like. The transcript is spliced from 8 exons. Gene Ontology annotation, biological process: protein deubiquitination. The record is from RefSeq and is a predicted model, not a curated record. Gene Ontology annotation, cellular component: cytosol; nucleus. The coding region runs from base 61 to 1524 and encodes 487 amino acids. Gene Ontology annotation, molecular function: cysteine-type deubiquitinase activity; cysteine-type endopeptidase activity. Lineage: Eukaryota; Metazoa; Mollusca; Bivalvia; Venerida; Veneridae.